UCUCUUUUCAUAUUACAAAAACACUCUUUUAUCAUCUUCAAGGUAAACAAAAUCUUUUGCUCUUCCCUUUGAUGUUUCGAAAUUCUCGAUUGUUAAAUCUUCUUUGGUUUGUGUGUUCUCAGAGCUAUGCAGAACCAAGCAAACGGACGAGGAAGAUUUCAUUUUGCUGAGCUUGGAACAGGAGGACUAAGAGUCAUCUGUCCACAAUGUCACGUUCCAUUCACACCUCAUCUCGGGCAUCUGAUUGCAGCUAGGCUUCCAUGUAAAAACUGUAAGGCUAAUUUAUCUUAUAGAAGCAGCACAGGAGGAACAGUGAAAUGUCCUUGUUGUAGUUCCUGGCGUCCUAUGCCUAGUCUUAAAUCUCUGGUCUGUGGUGGAUGUAAUGCAACAAUCAUAUAUCAAAAGGAUGAUCGAUCUGUUAAAUGUUAUCCCUGCAAACACAUCACACAUCCACAGGAAACAAAUGAUGGGGAUAGUUCAUUUUACCAGUUUGUUCCUCUUCAGGUUAACGGGGUUGGUCCUUUUCAAGGUAACUGGGUUAAAUUUCAAGAAGUCGACCGGGUUGUUCCUCCUCAGACUAACCGGGUUAUUCCACCUCAUGUCAACCGGGUUAUUCCACCUCAUGUCAACCUGGUUAAUCCUCCUCAUGUCAACCUGGUUAAUCCUUUUAUAGUUAACCGGGUUGUUCCUCAAACUAACCCCCUUAUUCCCCAUCAAGUUAACCGCGUUUUUCAUCCUCAAACUAACCGGGUUAACCGGAGGAACCGUAAAGCUAAUGCAGAAACUGAAUCAACUGCAACUUCUCCUUUUACCCCAAACCCUGAGAGUGAGAGCACAAGCGCCUUCGUAGCUGAUUAUGUUGCUCGACUUGUGAGGGAUUGUCCUCCUGGAAUGAGCGCAAACAAGAGAAAAGUAGAAGAAGACAAGACAAAACCAGAAAAAUAAGAAGACUCGUCUCUGAUCGAUUUUAAAAGUACUCUGUUGUACUUCACAGUUGAUCUUCUUAGUUUUGCACUUUUUGUUUCUUUUAGCUUUCCUCAUUGUUUCAUUAUGCAUUUUAGUGAUUUUUGCAGUCAAACUUGAUUUAUCUAAAUUUAUUCAAUCUACCAUUUUUUACCGUUUGUACCUUUUAA
Messenger RNA from Brassica rapa (field mustard), 1133 nucleotides. Its product is annotated as protein LSD1. Lineage: Eukaryota; Viridiplantae; Streptophyta; Magnoliopsida; Brassicales; Brassicaceae. The record is from RefSeq and is a predicted model, not a curated record.